AUGCUGGGGCUGCUGCUGCUGCUGCAGGUGUUGGCCAGCUGCCUGUGGCUGGGACGCAGCGAGGUGGUCAAGUCCUUUGUGAGUUGUCCUCAGUUUCUCUACUCAGGCCUUCCCCCAAAUGAUGCCCUGAACCCAAGGAACCCAGCCUGGAUCUGCCAGCGUUUGAGCAACUCGUAUCACUAUGCCACCCUGUACGACAGAGACAGGAGAAUUCCAGUGUACUCUGCUUACAAAUACAGGCCUGGAGCUGGCAAGAGACCAGAUGUGGCAUGGCUUCUUGAGCCCCAGCUUAUAGGUGAAAAUGAUCUUAAAGAGAUGACAAGUGAGAUGACCCUCAUGUACAAUCACAAAUUCACCUUAGACCAAAUCAAAGACAGCCAGGCUAUUCCUGGUGACUACACACAACUGAAGGGUUUGGACCGUGGCCAUUUGUGCCCCAGUGGCCAUUUGGAGACUAUAUUGAGCAUGGCAGCCACCUUCACCCAGACCAACAUAGUGCCCCAGGACAGGAUUCUCAACAAUGGCAAGUGGAACACCUACGAGUCUGAUACCAUGCCUGAAAUGACCAAGGGCUGUAAAAACACCUUUGUAGUCACGGGUGCUGUGCCUGGGAACACCUACGUGUCCAACGGGAGGGUGAACAAACCCAGCCACAUCUGGUCAGCUGCCUGCUGCGUGGUGGACAAAAACCCCACAAAGGCUUGGGGGAUCAUUGCUGAGAACGACAAGAAUGAGGUGCAGAACAUGACACUGGGGGAGCUGGAGGAGAGGUUGACUGAGCUCUACAAUGCAACAGUUACCCUAUUUGGCACUGCCUGUCCCAGGCAAUAA
Molecule: messenger RNA, 831 nt
Organism: Agelaius phoeniceus (red-winged blackbird)
Lineage: Eukaryota; Metazoa; Chordata; Aves; Passeriformes; Icteridae
Source: RefSeq, a predicted model, not a curated record